Aspergillus wentii DTO 134E9 is the source of this 666-nucleotide messenger RNA. RefSeq names its product rRNA-processing protein RRP17. The transcript is spliced from 2 exons. Gene Ontology annotation, molecular function: RNA binding. The record is from RefSeq and is a predicted model, not a curated record. Bases 1 to 666 code for a protein of 221 amino acids. Gene Ontology annotation, cellular component: nucleolus. Lineage: Eukaryota; Fungi; Ascomycota; Eurotiomycetes; Eurotiales; Aspergillaceae.
AUGGGCCCAGGAGCAAAGAGAAGAAAGGUAGCCAGUUCUGUCGAAGAGGUUAAUUUCGACCCCGCCGCCCGCCAUGAAUUCCUCACAGGCUUUCAUAAGCGCAAAGUACAACGAGCGAAGCAUGCACAAGAUUAUGCAAUCAAAAGGGCAAAGGAGGACAAGAGAGAGGAAAGGCGAAAGAUGCGUGAAGAGCGAGCCGCGGAAUUUCAACAGGCAAUUGAGCAACAUCAGAAACAACUCAGAAGAAUGAAUAAUGACAGCGACGAUGAUAGCGAUGAUUCCAAUGCUGGUGGUGACGGCGAUGGAGGUGAAGACCAAGAAUGGGAAGGGUUCACAGAACCUCCGGCCGUGGACUACGAAGCCGAAUACAUCGACGAAGACAAAUAUACCACCGUCACAGUAGAGGAGAUGGACCCAUCCAGAGAGGGCUUGCUUCGGUCGGCAAAAAAUGACGAUUCGGAGGAAGAAGAGGAUCAAGCAAAAGAAUCGCCCGAGGUUGAUACCAAAUCAAAUGCUGUGGCGGAGAAGAAGAAACCUCCAAAGACCGACAAACCCAAGAAGAAGAAAAAGAAGUUCCGAUACGAGAGCAAGGAAGAGCGUCAGCUCACUAGGACGAAACAGCGCAUGUCGAAGAAGAGGAAGGCGGAUGCCCGACGCGAGCGAUGA